UGAUGUAUUGGCACCCCGUCCAGGGUGUACCCCGCCUUGUGCCCGAUGCUCCCUGGGAAAGGCUCCAGGUUCCCCACGACCCAGUAGGAUAAGCGGUAUAGAAGAUGGAUGAAUGGAUUUACUUAACCUAUAUAGUAAUAAAAUAGGGCAGCGUGGCUUAGUGGUUGUCACGUUUGCCUCACACCUCUGGGGGUCGGGGGCUCAAAUCCUGCCUCUGCCCUGUGUGCGUGGAGUUUGCGUAUUCACCCCCCUGCUUCGGGAGUUUCCUCCGGGUACUCCAGUUUUCUCCUCCAGUACAAAACGAUGCGCUGUAGGCUGAUUGGCAUUUCCAGCUUGUUCGUAGUGUGUGAAUGUGUGCGAUUGUGCCCUGUGAUGGGUUGGCGCGACCCUGUGUAGGAUAAGCGGCAUAGAAUAUGGAUGGCUGGAUAAUAUUAAAAUACAAUUAUUAAGUAUUUUCCACACCUGGCUGUGGGUAUAACUGCGUUCCACAAUAGCUUGUUAUGUAUCUUGAUCAAUGCAAACCAAUGUUCUAUUACGUCUAUAGACUAAACGGAAAAAGGCCUGUUCGAUUCAUUCUGGUUAGAGUCGACUCUCCUAAACGAAUCCAGAAAGAACCGACUCGUGAAUCUCUCAUCACCAGCACCAACAUCAUCUUCUGUCGAGGACAAAAGCGGCGCACCUGCGAGCUGGAGACGGAAAUGCAGAUGUGUUCAUCCUGAGAUCAUGCUGAUGUGUGACUCGAUCAGGAAUACGACUGGGAAUAUUUUCUCGCUCGGAAAGUGAACAAAACAAAGCUAAAAAAAAAAAAAAAAAAAAAAAAAAGGACGCGAAUAUGUUGUUGUUCUCAGCGCUCUUCCAUCAUCAGCUGGGCUUCCUGCUUCUCUUCCUCGCCAUCGCUCGCGCCUCUCAGAUUUCCGAUCUAAAGUCGAAACUGUCCGGUGUGGAGGAGCUGCUGGAGGAGUUCCGCAAGCAGCUGCAGCAGGAUGACUCGGAGCAGAGCGCGGAGGACGCGAGCGACGCGUGUGUGAGCGACUUCGACGCGGCGGAGGAGCGCAUCAUCCGCGCCAUGGCCUCCAUCGAGCGCGGCGCCACCUUCCUUUCGGCUCCGGGCCGCGUGUACAGCCGCCGGGACUGCGUGCGCGCCUGCUGCGCCGAGCCUCGCUGCACCACGGCCAUCGUCCAGGAGCAGCCGCAGCAGCCGGACAGCGGCGGGGGUCUGCGCUGCUACCUGUUCAACUGCACGUACGGCGGCGCGAGCGUCUGCGCCUUUUCGUUUCAGAGGGGCUUCAGCACGUUCAGCCGGGUCGCGCGCAACGUCAGCGCGUCCAGAGAGCGUCACCGGAGGCCUGUGGAGGAAGAUGAAGAUGGCGACUCGUCCAUGCGAGGGCUUGACGAACCCCCACGCAGCGAUGCCGGAAUGGACGUGGUGAUCCAGCUGCCUACGGACUGGGCCAUACUGGAUGGCAGGGACAGCAUGGAUGACCACGGUGUCAUACGUUACGAAUGGGCUCUCGUUAAAGGAGAUCCGUCAAUCAGCAUGAAGGUUACCCACCCGGGUCUGCUGAAGCUGAGCGGGCUCAGAGAGGGCGUCUACACUUUCCAGAUGACUGUCACUGAUACCAUCGGGCAGAGGAGUUCAGAUAACGUCUCCGUCACUGUCCUGGCACCUGAACACCACGCAGAAGUGUGUACUCAUCAUUGCUCGCCGUACCAGUUCAUGUGUGAUGACGGCUGCUGUAUCGACAUUAGCUACGCCUGCGACGGCAAACAGCACUGUCCUGAUCGCUCAGACGAAGACUUCUGCCGUAACUUCGACGGAGGCCGCAAGACGGUGACUCACACCUCCGGCGCUACGUCUCAGAUCGGAGGAGCCAGAGAAGCAGAGGGCCGAGCCAUGAUCCCUUCAGGACCACGUAAUCCUGAAACCCCCGUAGAGCCCAAACAACAAAAACAGCCUACGGUUGCCCAAGAUCCCUGCACGAUGCCCCCUGUGGUCGGUCCGUGUAAAGGCGUUUUCCCACGCUGGUACUACGACCCCACAGCCGGAGAGUGUAAACACUUCCUGUACAGCGGCUGCAAAGGGAACCACAACAACUUCCUGCAGCAGGCCGACUGUGCGAACGAGUGUAUCCAGAAACCUGCUCCAGGUGAUCGUCAGGCCACUGCAGCGCCUCCUCCCACAACACACACAAACACAGCUGCCAGGUCUUCCAGUACCGAAUCCAAAUCCAAGAAUUCUGCAUCUUUAUCCCAGAAUGCUCAGCCAGUAACUAAAGCUCAUACAGAACUCAGCGGACACUCGCCACCAGAGUCAGGCGCGAUCCUCGCCCUGGUUCUCGGGGUGAUUGUUAGCGCUCUGCUCUUGCUGAUGGUGGGCUGCAGGCUGCGUGUGCGACGUCACAGGAGGAAGAAAGCUCUGCCGCUCACCACCGAGGAAUCCGAUUACCUCAUCAACGGCAUGUACCUGUAGUGCAACAUCUGUAUAUCAUACUCACACACACACAUAUAUACAAAGAGCAGAGUGUACUUAUGUGUAUAUUUGGAGGGGAGAACCAUGAAUAUAACUAAAAAAUAUUAUAUAAUGUAGAAUAUCAGCUGCUACAUUGAGUCUGAGAAUUGAGAAUACAUCAUCGAACCCUUCUGAUAUGAAGCAACUUGGUUUUGAUAUUCGAUGUCUUAAUUUCACUGGAUGAGACAUGUGUCAAAAGAGUCAUAGCAGGAAU
Molecule: messenger RNA, 2723 nt
Organism: Ictalurus furcatus (blue catfish)
Lineage: Eukaryota; Metazoa; Chordata; Actinopteri; Siluriformes; Ictaluridae
Gene: lrp11
Product: low density lipoprotein receptor-related protein 11
Exons: 9
Coding region: 833-2470 (545 amino acids)
Molecular function (GO): serine-type endopeptidase inhibitor activity; protein binding
Source: RefSeq, a predicted model, not a curated record